Molecule: messenger RNA, 540 nt
Organism: Acaulospora morrowiae
Lineage: Eukaryota; Fungi; Glomeromycota; Glomeromycetes; Diversisporales; Acaulosporaceae
Source: the annotation of a GenBank genome assembly
AUGGCCAAUUACAAAAAAUCCGCAACCCCCCUACUAUUUAUGUUGGCAUCAUUUCUUUUCGCCUUUGAAAUAAGCGCGGAAAUUCAUAAUGUAACGGUUGGCGGAGGUGGGACGAUACUGGCGUUUAAUCCUCAAAAUAUUACUAUAAAAACAAACGACACGGUCGUAUGGUAUUUUUCCGGUGGGAAUCAUAAUGUCGUUCAAUCAGAUGGUCCUACCGGUUCGUGCUCACCAUCCGAAGACGGAUUUCGAUCACUCACAAGUCCACCAGAGGGUAAAUUUGAGCAAACAUUCAAUCAAACUAAAGGAAUCAUUUUUUACUUUUGUGCGGUGCAGUCCCAUUGCGCAUCUGGCAUGUGGGGAAUCAUAAGAAUCAACAACACCGAUAAUUCCAACGUACCAACUCCCUCAACCUCCAACACUGCAUCCGGCACUUCCGUCAAGUCUUUGGCCGUCGGUAAAUUUGGUUUUGUGGACUUCAGAACAGUUUUCAUCGGUGUUCUGGCAUCAAUAGUUUCCCUUGGAUUUCAUUCGACCUAA